Messenger RNA from Spodoptera littoralis (African cotton leafworm), 568 nucleotides. Lineage: Eukaryota; Metazoa; Arthropoda; Insecta; Lepidoptera; Noctuidae. The record is from the annotation of a GenBank genome assembly.
CCGUACAUAAGUCAAUUAUUGUUUGGACUUGUCAUUCAAAAUCAAACGUUUUUCAACAUUCUUCUCCUAAAAACAAAGUGAUGACUGAUAAGAGCGAUUGUGAUUUAUCCGUGGUGAUAGGAGUGAUGGUGGUAUUCGCGUUACCACUAACACUGCUGGUGCCGGGGUUCUCGGUGUGGGACGUGGUGCCGAAGGUGCGGAUAUCGCGACUGCACAUCGUCAGCCAGGACCUCACCUGGCCGCAGCUGAACGCAGCCAUCGUCUUCCUAUUAACACUAUUCUUCUGCCUUUACCUAGAAAUCCAUAAAAGAAAGUUAGACGACAUGGUAGAAAAGGUGCUGUCGGUAAGCCAAGCGACGGACUCUACGAUGGAAGUGGAACGGGAGCGUCAGGCAGCUGCAGUCAGGGUCUGUGUGGACCUCCUGGAUGCUUCAGCAGAACAUUACGAGAACCUCGUACUCCUGAGAGAUGAGCUAAGGAAGCGAGAGAAACUAAAAAAGCAAUUUCCACCAACCAUCGAAUCGAGCUCCACCUUGUAAAUAUAAAGGUCUCCUAAACCCCGAACAUU